AUGGAUCCGGCGGGAACCCCGUCGGGCACAGGUCCCACUGGGGAUAUGACCAAGCGUCCUGCGUCGCCAUCACCUGCGAAUGCGUCAGACGCCACUACCAACAGAUCGGCUUUCGACGAUGGUCCAGCAUCAAAGAAACUAAAAACUGAAGAACCCGAUCAAGCAAGCUCCCUGGACAGGCGUAAAGGCAUUGCUCCUAUCAAAGUAGAGUAUCUCCUGCAACCAGGUUCUGUGCAGUCACUCCCUCCGGCUCCGGACGAUGAUGCUGCGGAGGCAAGAUCCAAUACGAUUGAUGGUUCGGAGGCUCCAGCUGGUGGACGCAAAUUCACCAAGGCCGAGAAGAAGGCUCGUACGGGACAAAAUAAAGCCCGACGAUUCGGAAAGUACGGUGAAUAUGUCGGGCUAUGCCGCUCUCGUGCCCUGGUAAACGAAUUCUCAAAAGCAGACUGUGGCUUCGGGGACAAGUGCCGCGAAAGCCACGAUAUCAGAGAAUACCUUGAUCAGAGAGAGAAUUUGAACGACACUGUAUGUCCGGUGUGGGCUGACAUAGGGAAAUGUCCCGUUGGUUGGAAGUGUAAAUGGAUCAAAUCGCAUAUGCAAGACGUCGAGGUGCCGUCGGCGGACCCUACUACAGGGGCUACAAGAAAGGAGCUGCAGCUCAUCAUCGAUGAAGACAAAUACGACAAGUAUAUCGCUGCACAAGGCGUAGCAGGUAGUCUCAAGAACGAAAUAUCCGCAGAAACGAAAAGGGCUCUUAGCCGUAAGCAGUUUACCUAUGAAAGGAGCGACCCUUUUCUCAAGUAUCUGGACGAGACAUCUGGGGAGGAGAGGCGAGACAACAAUGCAUCCUACCGAGAAGCACGCUUCAGGCCCUCCGAGAAACGACGACUCCAUAUAUCAGCUGAAACCCCACUCCUCGCUCCACUCACAACGACAGGGAACCUUCCUUUCCGACGGUUGUGUACCACUCUCGGAGCCUCCAUCACAUAUUCAGAAAUGGCUAUGUCUAUUCCCCUGAUCAAGGGUGAGAAGAGCGAAUGGGCACUUAUUCGAGCUCAUAGCUCAGAGAAAAAUUUCGGCGUGCAAAUAUCCGCCAAAAAACCAUGGGAGGCCUUGAAAGCCACAGAAGUGCUCGCACACUAUUGUCCAUCACUCAACCUCAUUGAUAUGAACUCCGGAUGCCCAAUAGAUCUUGUCUGCAGACCCGGGGGCGGAGCAGCACUCCUGGAGCAGCAAUCGAAAUUAAGCAAGAUGAUGCGGGGUAUGAACUAUGUGAGUGGUGAGAUCCCUAUUACAGUCAAGAUCAGAACCGGAUGCUCCGAUAAACAUCCAGUUGCACAGAAGGUUAUCCGAAGGUUGAUUGAUGAAGGAGAUGUUGCGGCAAUUACUCUUCACGGCCGUUCCAGGCAGCAGCGGUAUUCUCGUGAGGCUGAUUGGGGAUAUAUUGCUGAAUGCGCUGCUCUUAUCCAUCGAUUAAAGGAAGAGAAGCAAGAAGCAAUGGAUACAUCCGAAGACGAUAAAGAAAAAAGUGAAUCAAGAAGAUUGGUUCCAUACUUUAUCGGCAACGGCGACUGUUACUCUUACGAGGAUUACUACCGUGCUGUGGAUGACUGUCAUGUGGACUCUGUCUUAAUCGCUAGAGGAGCUCUCAUGAAACCUUGGAUCUUUGAAGAGAUCCAUGCGAAACAGUACUUAGACAAAACUGCAACUGAGCGCCUUGCAUACGUAGAGCAGUUCGCAAAGUAUGGAUUAGAUUGUUGGGGUAGCGACGAGAUGGGUGUGAACAAUACUCGCCGAUUCCUAUGCGAGUAUUUGAGUUUCACACAUAGGUAUGUCCCCGUAGGGCUGUUGGAAGUUCUACCUCCGCGGAUCCAGGAUAGGCCGCCGAGGUUCAAAGGUAGGAAUGAGCUUGAGACAUUGUUGGCAAGUGAUGAUUACCGGGACUGGGUCAAGAUUAGUGAUAUGUUCCUGGGGAAGGCGGGCGAGGACUUCAAGUUUGUGCCCAAGCAUAAGAGUAAUUCAUAUGAUACCGUUGAUGCAGAAGGCUAA
Molecule: messenger RNA, 2049 nt
Organism: Orbilia oligospora ATCC 24927
Lineage: Eukaryota; Fungi; Ascomycota; Orbiliomycetes; Orbiliales; Orbiliaceae
Exons: 3
Coding region: 1-2049 (682 amino acids)
Biological process (GO): tRNA processing
Molecular function (GO): RNA binding; tRNA dihydrouridine synthase activity; flavin adenine dinucleotide binding
Source: RefSeq, a predicted model, not a curated record